Messenger RNA from Gregarina niphandrodes, 453 nucleotides. RefSeq lists its product as hypothetical. Bases 1 to 453 code for a protein of 150 amino acids. NCBI's taxonomy places the organism in Eukaryota, Apicomplexa, Conoidasida, Eugregarinorida, Gregarinidae. The transcript has a single exon. The record is from RefSeq and is a predicted model, not a curated record.
AUGUGGGAGGCGAUCGUCCACAACCAGAAACCUACUCAGUGUUCGUACCAGUGCAAUAGUAAUGAUGAAGCAGAGCGUCGCAUAGCGAUUCGUCGUGGACUGGUCGGUGGGAAAUGGGCUGGUAUAGACGUGUACAGCACCAACGAACAGAACCUGGUGCUUCUAGGAAUUGAAGUUGGGAAGUUGCUGACGACCGUUACUAAUCAGGACAGGUCCUGUUUUGAAGGCCGCAUUGGAUUCGAAGGCGCGUUGGAACCACCAAAAUCUAUUGCUGUCGGUGAUAUACUGAAAUUUCAAACUCCGGAAUAUCUAUUGACAGAGCACUACCACACCUUAUUGAGAGGAACUGGCUUACAGAACGAGAAGCGUACCAGUUACUCGUGCUCGGGCUUUGACGACGAGAGGAAUGCGAAAAAGAGCCUCAGAGAAUUUUGGAGAAAAGAGCGACCAUAA